AUGGAGAAACAGAUUAAUAAAACAAACUUGAACUUGACUUGCGUGACAAUCUCUAAGAGCCCUAUCAGUGACUUCCUGAUGGGCAUCUACAUCCUGGCCUUCAUCCUGGGCUUGGCCUUUAACCUCUUGACCCUUGGCCCCAUCGUCCAGCAGGUCCGCAGCCAGAACGUCCUGGGGGUAUUCCUGCUCAACCUGUCCAUGUCUGACCUGCUCUAUAUCCUCACCAUGCCUCUCUGGAUCAACUACUACCACCGGGACCACCACUGGAGCCUGGGCAGCCUCUCCUGCAGCGUGGCCGGCUUCUUUUACUACUCCAACAUGUACCUUAGCAUCUACCUGCUGUGCUGCAUCUCUGUGGACCGCUGCCUGGCCGUCACCUACCCCCUGAGGACCAAGGCCUUCCGCAGCGCGCGCUACGCCUGGGUGCUGUGUCUGGCCGUGUGCGUGACUGUCAUGUCCGGACACGGCCUGGUGUUGUUCAAGGACAACCUGCAGGACGCCCACGACGACACGCAGGACCGCUGCUACGAGACCUACCCCAUGCCGCAGCCCGUGGCCCUGUUCAACCUGCUGCGGGUGGGCAUCGGCUUCCUGCUGCCCCUUCUGGUGCUGGGGCUGUGUUACUGGAGGAUCCUGGGCCAGGUGAAGCAGAGCGAGGGGCUGGGGGAGCAGGCUAAGAGGAAGGUACGGCUGCUGUCCAUCGGGGUGAUCGGGAUAUUCUCUGUGUGUUUCGCCCCCUACCACCUCCUCCUGCUGACCCGCUCCCUGGCCUACUACCACAUGGACGAACAUAGGUACUGUGAGUUUGAGCAGAACAUGCACUUCCCCUUCUCGUGCACGCUGGCCCUGUCCAGCCUGAACAGUGUGGUGGACCCAGUGCUGUAUGUGCUGGUCAGUAACGGGGUGAGGGAGGACAUGAGACUGUGCUGCUGUGGGAACAGACAGGGUCAGAAGGAGAGAGACAGUCCCCUCACCACUGUAACAUGGAAGACAGAUAAUACAAGCCUGAUCUGAUUACAUACUGUGUGUGUUUGUAUGCAGUGUUGGGUAGGUUACUUUCUAAAUGUAAUCCAUUACAGUUACUAGUAACCUGUCCAAAAUUGUAAUCAGUAACGUAACUUUUGGAUUACCCAAACUCACUUUCAGUUACUUUUGGAUUACCUUCCCUUUAAGAGGCAUUAGAAGAAGACAAAAAGGAUCCAUCAAAUGCAUUUGGUGUGUCAUCAUAGUGGUCCCUGACUCGCUCAGGUGGAACAAACUGAUGCUUUUUCAAUGCUGAAUUGAAUGUCAUUGAGAAAACAGAAAGGUGUCAUAAUGUAUUUGUUUUGCAAACAUCCUUUCUGAAUUUAAAAGUAAUCUAAGAAGUAAUCAUGUUGUUUUUCAAGAGUAUCUGUAAUCUGAUUACAAUAUCUUUGCUGGUAACGUAACUGAUUAAAGUGACAGUUUUUUUUGGUAAUCAGAUUACAUGUAACUUUGAGCGUGUGUGUUGAAAAUAUAUGCCCUUCAUCUAUUGCAGUAAAUCCAUUCCGUGCACAUUGUAAAAAGGACAGCAUGUUUGUCUGUGUGACUUCAGUAACAUGUUAUUUCAUAUCAACCCACUUUCAUGGACAAUCAGUCAAUCAGGUUGUUUUUAUAAUGUUCAAAGAAAAGCCUUUGUGUACUCCCGAGUGGCGCAGUGGUCUAAGGCACUGCAUCGCAGUGCUAGCUGUGCCACUAGAGAUCCUGGUUUGAAUCCAGGCUCUGUCGUCGGAGCCGGCCGUGACCGGGAGACCCAUGGGGCGGCGCACAAUUGGCCCAGCCAGGGAUGUUGGUAGAGCAUGGCGUUUGCAACGGCAGGGUUGUGGGUUCGUUUCCCACGGGGGGGCAGUAUGGAUAAGAGCGUCUACCUAAAUGUAAAUGUGUAGUUUUUCUAAAAUACUGCUUGAUGAUGAGGAUGGGUAUUCAUUCAUAUGCAUCAUGUGCUUUAAUUGGAGCUUUAUAUUAAUGCCUGUCCUCAUUGGUAUCGAAAAUCCUUUCAAAGGCCAUCCGCUUGAAGGGCCCUUGUAUCUCUUCAGGUCUGCCACUGGUUUUUAUUAAUAUGUGCUUGGUUUACAAAUGAACCUUUAUGUUCUAAUUUGCCUGUUUGUGGACCGACAUAAAUCAGAAGAACAUUUGUCAAUUUCAUAUUUAUCCAAAACUAAAUCUAUGUAAUAAACAGUGCUGGUGUUGAAAUCAUAGAAAAUACAGUACUGGACAUUGAAGCCAUGUUGUACAAUUGUCCAUCCAAGAAACAAAAAAGGAACUACCCAAAUGUGCAUAUUUCUUCAUACGUGUACAUGUACAAUUCCAUUAUCGGACAAAUCAGUUCCCCUCUCAGUCCCUCAAGGUGAAAUAUAAAAAGAGGAUAACAAAAAAUAAUGAACUUCCUCAUCAAUUGAGACACUUAGUCAAUACAGCUUUUUAACUCAUGAUCUGAACAUGAGAGAUGACUGUAGACCCUCGCUUUGAUUAAGGUGUGUGUUGUGGCUGUGGGGAUGGGACUUACUGUUGUUCCUCUGUCCCCGGGUGGGGGUUGGGGGUGGGGUGGGGUAUUUGUGGAUCUCAUGGUUUCCAUCGUAGUGGUGGUCCAUAUGGUCCUUACGGUCUGGAUAAGAGCUCUCUGGUGCAGAUGAGGAAAGCUGAACAGAAGACUCUGGAGACGCUGUGGCUCACGGAGAGCAUGGCUCUAAUCCGCCUCACAGCUAACAUACAGCAAAAUGGGCCGUAA
This is a messenger RNA of Coregonus sp. 'balchen', 2746 nucleotides long. The record is from the annotation of a GenBank genome assembly. Lineage: Eukaryota; Metazoa; Chordata; Actinopteri; Salmoniformes; Salmonidae.